This is a messenger RNA of Venturia canescens, 1678 nucleotides long. Its product is annotated as leukocyte elastase inhibitor-like. The transcript has 9 exons. The coding region runs from base 124 to 1443 and encodes 439 amino acids. The record is from RefSeq and is a predicted model, not a curated record. NCBI's taxonomy places the organism in Eukaryota, Metazoa, Arthropoda, Insecta, Hymenoptera, Ichneumonidae. Gene Ontology annotation, molecular function: serine-type endopeptidase inhibitor activity.
UUAAGCGCUAAAUUUCCUUGGAGUUUGGACGACGAAACUGCUGCUGGCUGUGAGAAGUGUUCAAUAUUUGAUCCUCGUCGAUCGAUCGUUCCUUUCUGCUACGACUUCAGCUAAACACCGAAAAUGUAUCGCCUUUCAGUUUCGUUGCUGGGAAUGGUGAGCCUGCUCUCCGUAGCAGUCGUUACGAAAUCAAUGAAUUCCGUUACAAAUGGAAAAACUCUUAUGGAACCAGCGGAGCGAAUAGUUGCUUUGACAAGCGUUACUCUAAGUUCAUAUAUGUUCACGGACGAGUAUAUCACGAAACUUAGUUCCAUCAGCCUGCCCAGAUUCGUUGUUUCUCCUUUUGGUAUUUAUCUGGCUUUGUCUCUGAUAUCGUUCGGAUUGAAUGGAACUUUAAAAUCCCAGAUGAAUGACGCUUUAUGCUAUGCUUACACCUUUCAUUCUGUUGAUGAAAUGGGAUAUGAUAUUCUCAUGGAUCACUUGACUAACGAGUCUGCGAUUCGAACGGCCAACGGCUUUUUCGUCACUCCAGCAAUAAAGUUGAAACCCGAAUUCGUUCGUACAAUUGAAAACGCUUUUCAUUUAGAGGUGCACAAUACCGAUUUCGUUAAAGCAUACGAAUCGAACAGAAAAAUAAGCAGAUGGUGCGAGGAUCAUACUAGCUGCCAAAUGACAGAUCGUUUGAAAAUAGCCGACGUUGACUUGGACAAACGUUUCUCAGUGAUGAACACUGUGUCCUUUACGGGCACAUGGCUUAAAAAAUUCGAUAUCGAGGAAACCCGAUUCCGUCCUUUUCGCUUUAACAAUGGAACGGUAAAGCAACUACCCACCAUGAGAAUUUCGGGAAUAUUCCGUAUCAAGAAUACUGAUUCCUACUCCAUGGUUGAACUGCCAUUCAAGCGUAACGUACGACAUAGCGUAGAUAUCAGCAUGUUUAUCGUGCUUCCGAAAAAAACGGUCCAUUUUGCCUAUUUUAAAAACAUCAUGCUUGACUACACGUUCGAUGAAUCAGCUCCUAAAGAAGAUAUUGAUAUCCAACUGCCGAGAUUUGUUAUUGGAUAUGAAAUUUUAUUAAAAGAGUCCUUAAAAACGCUAAACCUAAGUAGUUUGUUCGAUCCGCGCACAAAAGACUUCAGUGGUGGAGAGAAUUAUACGGGCGAAGGAGUUAUUUUUAGCGAUGAUAUGAAACAAACCAAUGUGUUAUAUGUGAACGAGGAAGGAGUCGAGGUUCUAUCAGCGAUAGGAUGUGAUACCGUUAGCGUAAGGGAACCAUCACAAUGGACCGCACGAGGUCGUAGAUGGGAGCCAACGACUGGUGGAGCCUCGAGCUUCGUCGUGGAUCGUUCAUUCUACGUUAUGAUCAGUACAUUAAUAAAAAAAAAAUCAGAUGGCCAAACUGAAGAAUACCCUACGAAUUUUUUAAGCGUUUUGUUCGACGGUUAAAAAAAAGGAUGUUCCACAGCUCGUCCAAGUUUCAAGCUACACUUGAAAACUUCAAUGGAAUUUCAUUUCCACAGAAGUGCUUAGGAUAACGAAAAAAAAUUUGUUUUCUCUUCAUUAUCUACUUUAAAUGUUUUUGUGAAAUAUAUAAAGGUCGGAAUUUUGCAUCCAAGGCAUGCUAGAUCGAUUAUAUGUAAAUAUGGAAUAUUAGUACAAUAAAUUGGGGAUUAAAAUUAUA